GAGAUAGAGGAAUAAAAUAGAAGAAAAAAAAAAAAAAAUCUCUCGGCAAAAGGUUGGGUGCAGAGUGUCCGUGGAUGUGGCUGUGUGUCGUAAAAAGUGGUGCCAGGUGUGACUGCCUGCAGAGGUGGACGAAGACGACGGGGCGAGAGCAACGGCAGCCAAGUGGAGGAGGUGGAGCGAGCGACAAUGGUAUCCUCGUCCAUAGUCACCUUGUUGUUCCUCGUGUGUUUGCAAACGGUGCUGCUGUCGACGAUCAGCAAUUGCGCCAAGACCAUCAGCAUGUACUGGAACACGACGAACUCCAUAUUUCGGAUAGACAAUACGGAUCACAUAAUAGACGUGAACAAGAACAACGCAAAGUUCGAGUACGACCAGGUGAACAUAAUCUGCCCGGUUUACCAGCCGGGCACGUACGAUGACGAAGCUGAGAAGUACAUCAUUUACAACGUGUCGAAAGAAGAGUACGAGACGUGCCGGAUAACGAAUCCAACGCCUCGGAUAAUAGCCAAUUGCGACAAGCCCUUCAAGACGGUCUACUUCACGAUAACCUUCAGGCCGUUCACGCCCCAACCAGGCGGCCUGGAGUUCCAUCCCGGCCGCGACUAUUACUUCAUCAGCACAUCCUCGAAGGACGACCUGCACAGGCGCAUCGGCGGACGCUGCACCACCCACAACAUGAAGGUCGUUUUCAAGGUCUGCUGCGGCAAUGAGGCCGACUCGUCCUCGUACCCGGCGACGUCGCGCAACAAUUCGGUGGCGGUGACGAGCAGCACAGUGAGCAGCAGCAGCAGCAGCAGCUCGACGAGCGUCGCGGUGUUGAACGGCAACAUCAACGCUAACCACGGCUACCAGCAGCCCGGCUCGGCCAACUCGCCCGCUGUGUACAAGGGUGGCGAGCGCCUGUACCCCGUCAACCCGCACAACCCCAUCCACCGCAACGAGCACAGCCAACAGCAGCCCGACCUCCCGGCCCACGUGCCCCAACAGCCCACGUACCUCGGCUACCCGCCCCAUCAGACUUACGUGCCCCCAGCGUCGCAGCCACCCAAGAACACCGUCACGCAGAAGAAGAAGAACAAAGAGUACUCGGACCACCCGAACGAAGUGGUGAAGAACGAGGAGCUGACGUACAACAGCGGCGGCACGGCGCGCGCCCUCAUAAGCCCAACGAGCCAACGACAGCAGCAACAGUGGCUGGCCGCGUGGACGCUCGCGCUGCUGUGCAGCGCCUUCCUGCCCCAACUGCUGAUGCUCCGGUGA
Messenger RNA from Copidosoma floridanum, 1260 nucleotides. RefSeq names its product ephrin (gene Ephrin). Gene Ontology annotation, cellular component: plasma membrane. Gene Ontology annotation, molecular function: ephrin receptor binding. The record is from RefSeq and is a predicted model, not a curated record. Gene Ontology annotation, biological process: ephrin receptor signaling pathway; axon guidance. Lineage: Eukaryota; Metazoa; Arthropoda; Insecta; Hymenoptera; Encyrtidae.